UUAGGUUAGUACAAAUCACGCGCUCCAACUCCAUCCUUGUUCACCUUCUUUUCAUACCAUUUCCCUUUCCUCUUUUAUCUCUUUCCACGAUUUUACCAGCCCUUAAAUUAGAAACAAAAUAAUUAUAAAUCUGUAUUAAUAAUCUAUUGCCGGAUAAGAUCCUCGAAUAUCCCCGACGAAAUCUUCUCACCUGGUUGAUCUUUCCUUUCCGGUUGUAUCGAUUGUAGGACUAUCCUCUCUGCAAAAGGGCUACAUCUGCUGGAAGUGGAAGAAACAAAAUAAAAUACAUCUCUCUCUCCCACCCCUACCCUGUUUCUCUGUGCUUCCCUCUCCCUCUCUCCUCUACCUCUCUACCUUUCUCUCUCAUCUUUGUACCUCUAUUUUCUGGAUUUUCGGCAGCAGAGUAGCUGCUAAAGGGUUUCACGAUGAGCAGAAGGGAUUUUGCUGAUCAAAAUACUGGAGGUGUUGGUGUGAAAGCUGUUAAAUUGGAGGUAGAUCCACUUGGAAGAUCACUGGACUUUGCAGUACAUAAUAACUCUGUUCUGGAUCACAUUAAGCAGUCUAAAACUCUUCCGAGACAAGACUCAAAAGAGGACAUAAUCUCAAGCACUUUAAGUUCUGGUCAAAGUGGCACCAGUGCAUUGGAUAAUGAGAAGUCCCCAUUUGAUGACACAAGCCUUUGUUCUACAUCACCAACUAGUUAUGCACCUCUUUGUCGGCAGUUUUGGAAAGCUAACAAGUACGAUGAACGGGUUGCACAAAAAUCUAAUCUUCCAAGUGGCACGAAUCAUCUACAUAUUCACCCUAAAUUCCUUCACUCAAAUGCUACUUCGCACAAAUGGGCUUUUGGUGCCAUUGCGGAGCUGAUAGAUAAUGCAAUCGAUGAGAUACAAAAUGGGGCUACCUUUGUGAAUGUAGAUAAAACCUUAAAUCCAAGGAAUAGAGCUUCAGCAUUGUUAAUACAAGAUGAUGGUGGUGGAAUGACCCCGGAAGCAAUGAGACGUUGUUUAAGCUUUGGGUUUUCAAAUAAGAAGUCUAUGUCAGCCAUUGGACAGUGCAUUCAGGUGGAAAUGGCUGUCAUAUUAGUUGGUUUAACUUUUAGCCUUUCAGAUGGAAAUGGCUUCAAGACAAGUACAAUGAGACUAGGGGCAGAUGUCAUCGUCUUCAGCCGCCACAGGAACAGGACUUCAACACAGAGCAUUGGUCUUUUGUCCUAUACAUUUUUGACACAAACAGGACAUGACAGAAUAGUGGUUCCCAUGGUUGAUUACGAGCUAAACAUUUCAACAGGCACAGUGGAUUACCUACAUUCACAAAGCAAGGAAACUUAUAUGUGCAAUCUUUCCAUUUUGUUGCAGUGGUCUCCAUAUUCCACAGAAGAAGAACUUCUCAAGCAAUUUGAUGACAUUGGAAAUCAUGGCACAAAAGUUAUCAUCUACAAUCUGUGGUUUAACGAUGAAAGCAGAUUGGAGCUUGAUUUCGAAACAGACAGUGAGGAUAUUCGUCUUGCUGGAGAGGCCAAGAACACUGAAAAGGGGGUGAUGCGGUUGACAUUAAGUGAACAGCAUCUCGCUAAUCGUCUCCGUUAUUCUCUUCGUGCUUACUUGUCUGUCCUGUACUUGCGAUUGCCUGCAAAUUUCUGCAUGUUAUUGCGUGGAAAAGCUGUUGAGUAUCAUAAUAUUGCUAGUGAUCUUAAGUAUCCUGAAUGCAUCCUGUACAAACCUCACAGUGGCCGUUGUGUGGAGGGCGAAGUUACUACAACUAUAGGCUUUCUUAAAGAAGCUCCUCAUGUAAAUGUUCAUGGUUUCAAUGUCUAUCACAAGAAUCGUCUCAUACUACCGUUCUGGCGCAUUGUAAGUUUCACAGAUAGCAGAGGCAGAGGGGUUGUUGGUGUCCUUGAAGCUAAUUUUAUUGAGCCUAGCCACAACAAACAAGACUUUGAGAAAACUAAUGUUUUUCAAAAGCUUGAAGUCCGUUUGAAAGAAAUGACAUGGGAAUAUUGGGAUUACCAUUGCGGAUUUAUUGGGUAUCAGAUGAAGAAAAAACCCCGGGAGUCGAUGUCAUCGUAUGUGUCUUCCAACUCCAGCAUAGAGCAAGGUGCCAAACAACCUGUUAUGUUGAGUAAAACUUUCUCUACUGCUGGUAAUGCACUACUUGCAGCUGGAAGCUAUAAUCUUCCAGUGGCUUCUUUGCCAAAUAAAGUUGCAAGGAAACAAUGUGAACUCAUAGGCAACCAAGUAAACUCAGAAGAAGGACAUUUGAAAAGGAGACAUUAUGAUGGCCAGAAAGAGCCUGAAAAGGUGAAACGGAAGGCUUUGACAAGGGUCGAUUCGAUUAAUUCUAUUCCCUGUGUGGAAUUAGAGCCUCCCACUGAUACUUGUAGAAUGCUGGACGAUCAAGAGAAAAUAAAUGUUAUGCAAGAAAAUAGAAAACUUCACGCACAGUGCCUUAUAAAUGAGAGGAAGGAAGUGCUACUAAAAGAAAAGGUAAGCAGGCUUAGAAAAGAGUUGAGAGAGGCCCAAAGUCAGUACAGCAAGCUAUUGGCUGAAUCACAGCUGUUGGAGAAGAUCAAGGUAGAAAACAAGCUUCCCUAGCUGGAUCCGGAAGGUCUAGAUGAAGGUUCUCUUUGUAUUUCUUAUCACCAGUUCGGCUUCAAACCUGCUAUCAGGAAAUCUCAUCACUUGGUGUUGAAACUUUGGGUAUGACCAGCUUUGGCUGUAAAAAUCUGGCGGUGCAGUGAAAUGUGCUUUGGCUCGACUGUUGAAUUUGAGAGUUGCGUUGGGUCCCUACAUGUCAGCACAAUUUUAACUACUUCACUGCACUCUAGUAUGCUCUCCAGGAAAUUAACCAGUUCAAUAAACAUAUUAUUGGAUGUGUCGAUGUCAAACGUCUUGUAAAGAAUAUUGCUAAAUUAUUAUUGACCAACUUUGAACAUUAGUAUAGCCUAAAGUUAACUAUUUACUAUUA
Daucus carota subsp. sativus is the source of this 2967-nucleotide messenger RNA. RefSeq names its product protein MICRORCHIDIA 6. Lineage: Eukaryota; Viridiplantae; Streptophyta; Magnoliopsida; Apiales; Apiaceae. Bases 426 to 2594 code for a protein of 722 amino acids. Gene Ontology annotation, molecular function: ATP hydrolysis activity. The transcript is spliced from 22 exons. The record is from RefSeq and is a predicted model, not a curated record. Gene Ontology annotation, cellular component: nucleus.